Messenger RNA from Pieris macdunnoughi, 1002 nucleotides. Lineage: Eukaryota; Metazoa; Arthropoda; Insecta; Lepidoptera; Pieridae. The record is from the annotation of a GenBank genome assembly.
AUGUCGCGCCAAGUCGACUUGAAUAUUAAUAAACUGUUAGAAGGUUUAGGCCUUGAGGGCGAAGAGAACGACUUUUGCGACUUUACCAUAGCUGAUCAAAAUUCUGUUGCUGAAUCUCAAGGUAUAACUCCGACGACUCCAUCAAAUUUUAAACCCAUUCUCGGAGGCAAUGUUACUUACGUUGUCGCCUGCGUUAUAUUAAAUGAGAAAAACGAGAUUUUGAUGAUGCAAGAGGCUAAAGAAACCUGCGCAGGUAAGUGGUAUCUACCUGCAGGACGUAUGGAAAAAGAUGAAACAAUAAUACAAGCUGCAGCUAGAGAAGUAUUGGAAGAGACUGGGCUCCACUGCAAACCGGAAACUCUGCUUGUAGUAGAAACUGCUGGUGGUACUUGGUACAGGUUUGUUUUGACAGGAAAAGUAGUUGGAGGGGAACUAAAAACUCCUGCCAGAGCAGAUAAGGAAUCUCUACAGGCUAAAUGGAUUACAAAUCUUGAUGAGAUAACAUUGCGAGCAAAUGAUGUUUUGCAUUUAAUUGAAAGAGCUAAAAUGUAUAAAGAUAGUUUGCCUGGUGAGUCCUGGCAUAAAAAUAUUUUACCUGCCCCAAUACCACACACAAAAGAUUUGUUGAGACUUAUUGUCCUAAUAAAAAAACGAAGUACAAAUAGAAUGCAUGUGUUAUUGAGCGAGAAAAGUGCCUUACACUUUCCUACAUGCGAGGUAAAUCCAGCAAAAAGUGUUCAUUCUACAUUACGUAGGUUUAUGGUUGAAAUGUUUGGUGCAGAUGUAGCGCAACAUAGACCUCUAGGUCUUUUCAAUGUAGAGGCUGACCCAUCAGCACAUGGUUGUUGUUUAACCUUGUUAGUUGUAUUCCGACCACCACUUGAGGAAGUACCUUUAAUUGGAAAAUGUGCAUGGCAUGAAUUGAGUCAAGAAAUGGAGAAAAAUCUUUCGCCAUUUGUUUCAAAGAAAAAUUCUACAAUAGAAUUACAUGUUGUACGCUAA